Sinocyclocheilus rhinocerous is the source of this 3888-nucleotide messenger RNA. RefSeq names its product collagen alpha-1(XV) chain-like. Gene Ontology annotation, cellular component: collagen type IX trimer. The transcript has 43 exons. Gene Ontology annotation, biological process: extracellular matrix organization. The record is from RefSeq and is a predicted model, not a curated record. The coding region runs from base 117 to 3719 and encodes 1200 amino acids. Gene Ontology annotation, molecular function: extracellular matrix structural constituent conferring tensile strength. Lineage: Eukaryota; Metazoa; Chordata; Actinopteri; Cypriniformes; Cyprinidae.
GGAGGUGGGAGCUCGGGUCGUAUUUCAGUGUUUGAGCGAGUCUGGAUGAACGGAGACUGCUGUGUUCGCGUGGAGCUGCUGGAUCAGGAGCAGAAGAGUCUCUGACAGAGCGAGACAUGGGGCCAGCGAGCGAUGCAGCGCUCAGCAGAGCCUGGUGCUGGACUUUCCUGACUGUGUGCAUCUGUUCUUCUGGGAUCGCCUUCCAGCACUUUGAGUCAGAGCGGGACUCAAGCGCUCAGCUGGACCUCACCGAGCUCAUCGGCGUUCCUCUGCCGCCGUCUGUGUCCUUCGUCACGGGCCUGGAGGGCUUCCCGGCGUAUAGCUUUGGUCCGGACGCUAACGUGGGCCGACUGACGCGCUCCUUCAUCCCCGACCCGUUCUACCGUGACUUCUCCAUCGUGGUGACGGCCAGGCCUAGCUCUCGGCGCGGAGGAGUGCUGUUCGCCGUCACAGAUGCGCUGCAGAAGAUCAUCGUCCAUCUGGGAGUGUCUCUGGCGCCGGUGGAGGACGGGUCCCAGCGCGUGGUUCUGUACUACACCGAGCCCGGGGCCGCGCACACACAGGAGGCGGCUUCAUUCAAGAUGGGCGAUCUGACGGGCCGCUGGGCGCGCUUCACGCUGGCUGUACAGGGAGAGGAGGUGAAGCUGUACAUGGACUGUGAGGAGCAGCACCGCGUGGCCUUCCGCAGGAGUCCAGACCCACUCACCUUCCAGCCCAGCUCCGGCAUCUUCAUAGGGAACGCCGGAGGAACCAGGCUGGAGCGCUUCCUGGACACUUCGCUGUUGACGGCGGAUCCCAGCGCUCCGAAUGAACAGUGUGAGGAGGACGAUCCUUACGCGUCUGGAUACAGCAGCGGUGACGACAUCUACGAUGAUACGGAGACUCCAGACGAGGUCAAGAAAGUGGUUGAGGAGAGAGAAUAUGUGAUGUCGGAGGAUGUGGAGUCCGGUCCGAUGAGAGCGCCACCUACUGAAUCUCCCUCGUUCAGCACUGAGACAGAUGACGAGGACCUGGAGGAAGGCUCUGGAGAGGACAUCAUCAUCAUCGGCGGUCCGAAAGAGCCGAUCAGAUCAGAAGGAGCUUCUCAGGACAGAAAUGUCAUAACCAUGCAGAAGGGAGAGAAAGGAGAGCGAGGGCCCCCGGGGCCUCCAGGACCCGCCGCUCCACACACACCAGGAGAGCCAGGGCCCCGGGGCCCACAGGGACCGCCUGGAGAACCAGGACGAGACGGCCGGCCUGGUGAUCCAGGGAAAGAUGGAGCUCCGCGAGAGGCUGGACCUCCGGGAUUCCCGGGCCUUCCUGGAGAUCCAGGUCCCAAAGGUGACAAGGGUGAUCCUGGUGUGGGCAUCCCGGGGCCGCCUGGACCUCCCGGACCUGCAGGAACAUACAAGUAUCCGGACGGCAUCGACGGCUCCGGAUCGAGCUACGUGGAUCUGGACAGUGACGCAGAGCUGAUACGGGGUCCUCCAGGGCCACCGGGACCUCCGGGCCCUUCUGUCGGAGCUCAUCCGGGGCCCAUCGGGCCUCCAGGGCUUCCUGGAAGAGACGGGGAGACGGGCAAACCUGGCGUCCCGGGUGAAAAUGGACGAGACGGUCAACCAGGAAAAGAUGGAGAAGAAGGGCAGAACGGUGAAGCAGGUUUACCUGGAAUCAUGGGACCAAAGGGUGAUGCGGGCCAGCCGGGGCUCCCAGGACAGACGGGGGCUGAGGGCCCCAGGGGUCAGCCAGGCUCUCCGGGGCCCCCUGGACCUCCAGGAACAGGCUUCAGCUUUGACAUGAUGGAUUUGGAGGGCUCGGGUCUGGAUGGAAGCAGUGGUUUCAGACCUGUGCUGCCCAGAGGCCCGCCUGGCCUUCCUGGGCUCCCAGGACCUCCAGGGCCACAGGGAAAAGAAGGAGCCGUUGGCCCUCCAGGUGUUUCAGUGAAGGGGGAGCCGGGCGCUAAAGGAGACGAUGGACAGGCUGGGGCUCCUGGUCUGCCUGGGCGACAAGGGGAAGGGGGAGAGAAAGGUGAUAUGGGUCAGAAGGGAGAGAGAGGUCUAGAUGGAAUCGGUUUACCUGGAUCUCCGGGGCCUCCUGGACCUCCUGGACCAAUCAUUAAUCUACAUGAGUUGAUGCUGAAUGACACUGAAGGAAUCUUUAACCUCUCAGGGAUUUUUGAACCACAAGGACCAUUGGGACCAAGGGGUCCGAAGGGGGAUACCGGGGCCCCGGGGGUUCAGGGGCCUCCAGGAUUAAAGGGUCAGAAAGGAGAGCCGGGGAUUGUGUCUGGAGUUCAUGCGCCGCAGGGACCCAAAGGACUGAAGGGAGAAUGUGGCGUUCCUGGACCUCCUGGUCAAGCGGGCCCUGUCGGACCCGCUGGACCAAAGGGCGAGUUCGGAUUUCCAGGACGACCGGGUCGUCCAGGAAUUAACGGGCGUAAGGGUGAAAGAGGAGAUUCUGUGGGUUUACCUGGUCUGCCGGGGCCUCCGGGGCCUCCAGGACGAGCGGGGCCCUUCAGCUGUCCUAAAGGAACCGUGUUUCCAGUCCCUCCUCGACCCGGCUGCAAAAACCCUGUUAACAGUGAUUCUACACAAGAGGGAGCCAGCAGGGGCAGAGAUCUGCCUUCAUCCUCCUCCUCCUCCUCCGGCGACACGCUGGGAACCAAAGUCACGACUGCUAAAGGUGACCAGGGAUUCAGAGGAGAGACGGGAGAAGCUGGGAUGCCAGGGAGAUCUGGUUCAGCGGGAGCUAAAGGAGAAUCUAUCAUUGGACCCCCUGGUCAUCCAGGACCUCGAGGACCCCCUGGAGCACCAGGUUUCGGGAGAACCGGUGUUGCUGGACCACCAGGACCUCCCGGACCUCCUGGACAACACGGAUCCGGCAUGAUGAUCCCUGGCCCUCCUGGACCCCCCGGGCCCCCGGGACGAGCCGCUGAGGCCUCCAGCGCCAUCAGGAAGUAUGUGAGUCUGCAGGCCAUGAGACAGCAGUCGUCUGUGGUCGAGGACGGGACGCUGUCUUUCCUUAUUGACACCAGUAAACUCUACAUAAAGGUUCCAGGAGGCUGGAGAGAGAUUCAGCUCGGCGGGCUGAUUGAGAUGUAUUCGUCCCCCGUCCUCUCACAGGAUGAUGCUGAGCCCCUGAUCCUGAGCCCACAGCUCCGUCACACACCCAGAACACACACCGGAAGUGCGCUGAGGUUGGUGGCUCUCAACACGCCGCUGACGGGAAACCUGGGCUCCAUCCACUCGGUUAAUAAACUGUGCAGGACUCAAGCUCAAGCCAUGGGCAUCAGAGACGACUACAAGGCCUUCCUCUCACACCACCUACAGGACCUGAUUGACACCGUGCAGCCCAUGUACCGAACAAACACGCCGAUCGUCAACCUGAGGGGUGAGCUCCUGUUCAAGAGCUGGCACAGCAUCUUCUCCAGCCAUCUCCUCCCUCCCAGAGUCCCGCUGUACUCCUUCGACGGCCGAGACGUGAUGAGCGACCCCUUCUGGCCUCAGAAGGCGGUGUGGCACGGCUCUUCAGAGAGAGGCAAGCGUCUGUCCGCUCUGAACUGUGAGUCGUGGAGAGCGGGUGACAUGGCCAUCACCGGUCAAGCGUCGUUCCUCUACAGCGGCUUACUGAACCAGCAAACACGCAGCUGCUCCAACCGCUUCAUCGUACUGUGCAUCGAGACCAGCCACGACCAUCAAACCCUCCAGGAGCGCCACAGACGAUGGCACCACAGAUCCUGAAGCCUGACGGAGGAGAAGACCGUGAACUUUAACACAGCCACCGUCGCUCUCGAAUGUAAAGUGUGCUGGCCGAUUCCCAGUGAUGGACUGCGGAGAUCCACUUUCUUUAUGUCAUUUGGAUGCACUGUACUUUUCAUAUUGUAUUUUUGUUGUUGAUUUUAUUUUUGAU